AUGAAUAAUUCCGCAUUUUCGUUCUCUUAAUUGGGUAAAUAAAUUUUACAAGAGAAUAAAGACAUUUAAGAUUAGUUAACUUUAGAAUUACUCAAUAAUUAUAGGUCUGGUUCAUUUUUCAAGCAAGCAUCAGAAAAUCGAUUGGCAUAAUAAAUUGAGAAAUAGAACUAAAUUAUAAAUCUUCUAAUGGAAAAACAAGAAUCAUCAAAGCUUGAUGUCCCUAUGGGGUCUAUAAAAAAAGAAUAAUCAUAAUACUACGAACAAAAUAACAAUUCAUAUUAUAAUUUUCCUUAACUUCCAUAUGUGUAACCACUUCCUCUUCCUCCUCCUCCAAUAUUUAUGCCUUCAAACUUUUCUUAUAUGCAACAGUAACAAGCAGAAAAAUAAUAACAAGAAAAAUUAAGAAUGUUAUUAUUGAUGAAAAAGCUAAAAGAGGAAAAUUUUUUUCUUAAAAUGAAAUUAUCAGAAAGAGGAGAUUAACUUGAAAAAUCAUAUGAAACUUAUUCAAAUAGCUAAAGUAAACACCAAUCUAAUGAUAAAAGCGAAAAAUUGUAUAAAUAAUAGAAAAGAAAUUUAGGGCCAACUCAAGAAGAUUACCAAAAAGAGAUAAAAUAAUUAGAAUAAUUAGUAUCAAAAAGAGCAAUACUUUAGCUUAAAAUAAGAAGUAAAAGAUUGAGGCUUAUGCUUUAAUUUAUCCAAAAAACAAAAAAAUCAAUCUCAUCAAAGAUUACAGAAUUUUAGGAUAAAUUUCCAGAAAAUUAUUUAUAAUUUUAGAAUGAUUGUUUUUUAUGGAUGAAGGAUUUCACUAACAUUAUUGUUGAUAAAUUAAAGGUUUAAAAUACUAGUGUUACUUUAUAUUUAGACUCUAAAGUUAAUCCAAAGGAAACAUAAAAACGAAUGGAUUAGCUUAAAAUAUAUGUGAAAAAUUUUAUUGAUGCUGUAUUUGAUAAUUAAGCAAAUAUACCAAAAUUUUGUAAAUUUUAUCUACUUAAUUUUACUCAUAAUUAUUUUUGUGCUCCUUAAAACUUUCUAUUGAAAUUUGAAGUUAACAGAUUAUCCUUUACACCAUAAGGAGGAAUUAUGUAUUAAAUUUAAUUAAUAUUCAAGUCUUAAUUAAAGAUAAGGUCAAAUGAUGAUAAUUACAAUAAUUAUAAUUAGAAUGUAUUUACAAUUUUUAAAUGAUUUAUGGGAACCAAUUCCAGCAUCCUCAUCAGCAACUUAAAAAAAAAACAACUAGUAAUAUCGCUUAAAUAUCUAAUCCAUUUGCUCUGCUAUUUACAACUUAGCCGUGGAUGUAGCACGAGAAAUGGCUGCUAUUCAGCAUAAUAAUCUUAAAUUGUUAUCAGUUGAUGUUCAACCUAAGCUAAAAUCAGGAGGGGUUAUUAAAAUGAAAAAUUUUGAAGAGAGAGAAGUUGAUAAAACUAAAUUGGAAGGUUUAAAAGAAGGAGAUGAACCUUUAGUUUAUCCACUUUUUGAUAAAAAUGAACUUAAUUCUUUUUUUAAAGACAAUCCUAAUAUUUCAAGUCUAAAAUCUACAAUUGAAGGGUGGUCAGAAAAUGUAUAUUCUAUGUUAUAAUAAUGCAAAAAGGAAUUAUUAACUGAAAGAAAAAAUUAAGUAGAUUUAUAUUUUAAUUUAGUUUGAAAAUGGAGAAAAGUUAAUACUUCUUUAAAAGAUUCAAGGUAGUAAAUAAUAAACAGAGGGCACGAGAUAGUUAAGAGAAAUUUAAAAUAGUAUUGGAGAACAAAAAGAGAAAAUUGCAUAAAUAAAAAGAUGUACUAUUAAUCUUAAUGUUAAUAUAGUCCUAAAUGUUUCUACAAAUCGAAAGUCUGAACAUAUUUAGAAUGAAGGGAAAUCUAAAUCAAAAUACUCAAUUUAAAGUAGUCAAUAUUGA
Paramecium pentaurelia is the source of this 1892-nucleotide messenger RNA. Lineage: Eukaryota; Ciliophora; Oligohymenophorea; Peniculida; Parameciidae. The record is from the annotation of a GenBank genome assembly.